Molecule: messenger RNA, 3823 nt
Organism: Salmo salar (Atlantic salmon)
Lineage: Eukaryota; Metazoa; Chordata; Actinopteri; Salmoniformes; Salmonidae
Biological process (GO): nucleotide-sugar metabolic process; regulation of DNA repair; carbohydrate metabolic process
Cellular component (GO): cytoplasm; nucleus
Molecular function (GO): poly(ADP-ribose) glycohydrolase activity; zinc ion binding
Source: RefSeq, a predicted model, not a curated record
AACGAAACUGAUCUGAGACUCUCUGUCGUCUGUCUGUGUGAGAGUGAACAACAACAGUCUAAAUGGCUCAGCAGGGAGUUCUGCUGGAGAAGGAACAGUUCUGUUGUUCUGUCUGUCUGGAUCUACUGAAGGAGCCGGUGGCUAUUCCCUGUGGACACAGUUACUGUAGAAGCUGUAUUGAGGGCUACUGGGAUCAGGAUGACCAGGGCAUCUACAGCUGUCCUCAGUGCAGACAGACCUUCACUCCAAGGCCUAUUCUGAGGAAAAACAACAUGUUGGCUGAGGUGGUGGAGACACUGAAGAAGACAGGACUCCAGGCUGCUCCCCCUGCUCUGUGCUAUGCUGGACCUGGAGAUGUGGCGUGUGAUUACUGCACUGGGACCAGAAAGCAGAAAGCCCUCAUGUCCUGUCUGGUGUGUCUGGUGUCUUACUGUGAGACUCACCUCCAACAUCACAAUGAUGUUCUUGUACUAAAGAAACACAAGCUGGUCAAAGCCACCGCACAACUACAGGAGAACAUCUGCUCUCAUCAUGACCAACUGCUGGAGGUUUACUGUCGUACCGAUCAACAGUGGAUCUGUUAUCAUUGUCUGAUGGAUAAACAUAAAGGCCAUGAUACAGUGUCAGCUGCAGCAGAGAGGACUGAGAUACAGAGUCAGCUGGGAAUGAGACAGCAGAAGGUCCAGCAGAGAGUUCAGGAGAGAGAGAAGGUGCUGAAGGAGAUCCAACAAGCUGUGGAGUGUCUUAAGCGUUCUGCAGAUGCAGCCGUGGAGGACAGUGAUCAGAUCUUUACUGAGCUGAUCCGCUCCAUGGAGGAAAGGCGCUCCGAGGUGAAGGAGCUGAUCAGAGCCCAGGAGAAGGCUGAAGUGAGUCGAGCUGAAGGACUCCUGGAGCAACUGGAGCAGGAGAUAGUUGAGCUGAGGAGGAGAGAUGCUGAGCUGGAGCAGCUCUCACACACAGAGGAUCACAUCCAUUUCCUUCAGAGUUAUCAGUCUCUCUCUAGUCCCAGUGUAUCUUCAGACUUGCCCAGCAUCGGUGUCUUUCCUCUUCAGUACUUUGGAGAUGUGAGUAAGUCUGUGUCUGAGUUGAGAGAGAAAGUAGAAGACCUCCUUAAAGGAGAAUGGACCAAGAUCUCCACUACAGGAAUAGCAGGUCAUAACAACCACAGCUCCCAGAUGAAAGCUGCUCUACAGCAAGACGACCCCAUGGAGGACAAGGACAGGGGUCAGGAGGUCAAACGCCGCCCAAGCAGCGAGUUCCCUGUUGGAAACCUGGUCGAUAUUGACAACACUCCGGUCACCAAAUCACUGCACGGAGACAGUGAGAGAGAAAGGGAUGGAGAAAGGGAGAAAGAGAAAGAAAGACAGAAACAUAAGGAAAUGGAAAGUGAGAAAAAGAGGGAUGGAGGGAGGGAAGUUGAAAUGGAUGGAGCAAGGGUAGGAGAGAGGGAUGGAACAACUGAAAGAGAGAGGGAUGGAGGAAGGGAAAGAGACAGGGAUGGAGCGAGCAAAGGAGAGAGGAAUGGCGGAAGGGAAAGAGAGAGGGAUGGAGGAAGGGAAAGAGAGAUGGAGGGGGCGAGGGAAGAAGCAAUGGAUAUAGGGUGGGAAAGCGAGAGGGAUGGAACGAGAGGAGUGAGGGAUGAGGAGGAGAAGAGGUCGUGCUGCUCUCUCUCUGAGCUGAAGAAAGUCCCUCAGUGUCACGUGGAGCUGGAGCAGCUGUCCUUCAGCAGAACUCACAACGUCCUCAUAGAUGUGAAUGAGUUCAACCAUAAAAGGACAUUGACACCUCAGUCUGGACAUCAUGUAUGGCACAGUGACUUUGUUAAGAUGCCCUGCUCACCAGAAAGCCUCAUCAAGACUGGAUGGGUAACCAGCUCUGAGCAAAGUCGGUGGGAGGUGGUCUCUGAACAGCUGGAGAGUCUGGCCAAGAAGACCACUGCAUCAGUGGGUGACGUAGAGAAAGCCAUAAAGAAAUACAACCCAAAGUAUGAAGCUCAAUGGUCCUUUGAUGCCCUGCAUACCUUUGUUAAGAAAUCACCCAAAGAAGAGAAAUACUACAUGUCUGUUUUUCCUAAGAUAGCAGAGCUGGCCUCCAGCCUGCCUCACUAUAUCAAGAAGGCUAUCCCUCUACUCCAGAAGGGCCAGACUCAGUCCAUCACGUUGUCCCAGGGUCAGAUAGCUUGUCUGCUGGCCAACGCCUUCUACUGCACCUUCCCCCACCGCAACUCCCCCAACCCCAGAGCAGAGUACCACAACUACCCCACCAUCAACUUUAACAGUCUGUUUGAAAAGUGGUCUGAGAGGAAGAGAGAGAAGCUGAGAGCCCUCCUUCAUUACUUCCACACUGUCACAGACCCAGCGACCAGGCCCAGUGGACUGGUGACCUUUGAGAGGCGCUACAUCAGAGACAGAGACAUGCCCAACUGGAGGAGUUGUAAGGAGACUGUUCCUAAACUCCACGUCACCUCAGCAGGCUGCAUAGAGGAACAGGGAGCAGGGAUGCUACAGGUGGACUUUGCCUGUAACAUGAUAGGAGGUGGAGUGUUGGGCUCAGGUCUGGUUCAGGAGGAGAUUCUGUUCCUGAUGAACCCAGAACUCAUCGUAUCUCGACUCUUCACUGAGAAACUAGGAGACAAUGAGUGUCUCUUCAUCACAGGUUCUCAACAGUUCAGUCAGUACAGUGGCUACAGCGACACUUUUAAGUGGGUAGGGCCUCACAGAGACAACAUUGAGAGGGAUGAGUGGCAGAGGCUACACAGGCAGAUUGUGGCCAUGGAUGCUCUCCACUUCAGAAACCAGAGAGAACAGUACAACAUGAAACAGGUCACCAGGGAACUCAACAAGGCGUACUGUGGCUUUAAGGCAGAUGACAACACUCACCCAGACUUCCUUCCUGACAUCGCCACGGGCAACUGGGGCUGCGGAGCCUUCAAUGGAGACCACAAACUUAAAGCUCUGAUCCAGCUGAUGGCUGCAGCCAGGGCCAAGAGGGGCGUGGCCUUCUUCACAUUCAAUAACCUCAGCUUGGAGAGAGAGCUGAAGAACAUGCACCACCUACUGGUCACACUCAGAACUACAGUGGGUGAGCUGUAUGAGUUGCUGGUUGACUACUGUGCUGUGACACAGUUGGCUCACACACAUGUGGACCUGUUUGAUUGGAUCAGGAAUACUCUGAAACACAGGAGUCAGCUGUGAGGACACAUCUCCAUACUCUAAAGGAGCUUCCUUUCCUUGUUUCCUUUCCUUUUUUCACAUUAUUGAGAUGCACCCCAGAGAGAGGCUCUAUGAAUGAUCAGUGGAUAGAAACAUGGUACAAUUCCAAGUAAUGGUUGAUUAUGAAUGUGUUUGUCUUUCACUGUUACACUCUUACUAAAUCAAACUGAUACAUUUGUAACUACUGCAUACUGAACUAUUUAGAAAACUACUAAAUAUGAUGAUAAAAAAAAGCUAAUGAAAUGAUGUCAGCAAAAUCAGGGGUCCUGCUUUUUGAUUUCUCCCUUGAUGAUAGCCAACAACUUAACCAGCACUGGAAACUAUGCACAUCACAGGAGGUUGGUGGCACCUUAAUUUGGGAGGACAGGCUUGUGGUAAUGGCUAGAGCGGAAUCAGUGGAAUGGUAUCAAAUACAUCAAACAUAUGGUUUCUAUGUGUUUGAUGCCAUUCCAAUUUCUCCUUUCCGGCCAUUAUUAUGAGCAGUUCUCCUCUCAGCAGCCUGCUGUGAUGCACAUGAAGUGUACAGUAAAAUACUCUAGAAUUAUUAUUAUUUUUAAAUGAUGAAUAAAUUCCUCUUUAUAAUCCAGUAAUAAAUUCCUCUUUAUAAUCCA